Messenger RNA from Megalobrama amblycephala (Wuchang bream), 1709 nucleotides. Its product is annotated as G2/M phase-specific E3 ubiquitin-protein ligase-like. The coding region runs from base 106 to 1266 and encodes 386 amino acids. Gene Ontology annotation, molecular function: ubiquitin-protein transferase activity. NCBI's taxonomy places the organism in Eukaryota, Metazoa, Chordata, Actinopteri, Cypriniformes, Xenocyprididae. The transcript has 6 exons. The record is from RefSeq and is a predicted model, not a curated record.
CUAGACUUGAGGUAUGCAAUUUAAAAAAAAAUAAUAAUAAUAAUAAUUUUUGUACUUUACAGUGAAGUUUAUGCAUUAGAUUCUGAAGAUGAGGAGGAUGUGGUCAUGUUGACCUCACCGGUUUAUUCUAACAAUGAAAUUGAUGAUGACGUUACUGCUGCUGACAUCAUCAGAACAUUUCAGAGGGAAAAUCUUAAUUUGGAAGAAAGGGUGAUUGUAGUGGCCAGAAGAAGGAAAAUUCUGCAUAGUGCGUGUACUGCACUGAAAACUAGCUACUUUGCAUGGCACAAAUCCCCACAAAUCGAAUUUGUAGGUGAAAGUGCUGAUGACUAUGGGGGACCUAGCAGAGAAUUUUUCAGGCUUUUGAUGCAGGAAGUGCAGUCAUCAUUUGGAGUUUUUGAGGGGAAAACAGGCCAGAUGUUUUUCAACUAUGACCAAGUAGCUGUGGAGAUGAAGCGGUAUUACACAGCGGGAAAGCUAAUUGCUUGGUCUCUCAUGCAUGGUGGAUCAGGUUUCAAAGCACUAGAUAGCACAUUAUUCAAACUAAUGUGUGGCCAAGCAGAUUCUGCAGAAGAAUUUGACUGGCAUAACCUGCCAGAUGGCGAAAUUCAGGAUAAAGUGCGACAGGUAUUUUUUUGUCAGACCCAAGAAGAUGUAGAUGGAAUAGUGUCAAGCCUUGGAGACUGGAUUGCUGACUGUGGUGUCCCUGGAAUUUACAAUGCAGCACCUAAGGAUAUGAGACGGAUCUAUGGUCAGGUGAUCAAACACUACAUUUACUUCAGAACAGCAGACAUGAUUGCACAAUUUAAAGAUGGCAUGAACUCCUGUGGCAACCUGUGGCAGAUUGUUGAAAGAAACUGGAAGGUCUUCCUUCCCUUGUUUACGAAUGAGCAAAAAGAACUAGCCAGAGAUGAAUUUAGAGCCCUGUUCAAAAUUUGCUGGAGUGAGGAGGGAAGCAACCUCAGAGAACGGGAGGAGGAUACAAUCUUUUGCUGGGAGCUCCUGCUGAAUUCAAUUCAGGAAAAACAAUCAACAAUCACCUUUAAGGAGAUGCUGGUAUUUAUUACCGGUGCAGACAGCAUUCCCCCAUUGGGCUUCCCCGGAGAACCGAGAAUUGAGUUUUACACCCAAGAAAAUCGCCGGCUGCCAUUUGCGUCAACUUGUGGGAUGGUGCUCUUUUUGCCUCGAGGCAUCCAAGAAGAGGAGGAAUUGACUGACCUGCUUAACACAGCACUUAAAGGGUACCUUGGAUUUGGAAAAAUCUAAUUUAGUCAAAUAUUAAUUAAAAGGAUAGUUGACCCUAAAACAAAAUUUCUGUCAUUAAUUUCUCACCCUCAUGUCGUUCCAAACCCGUAAACGUUUUGUUCAUCUUAGAUCAUAAAACUAAUCCAUAUGAAUUGAGAGGUUUAAUCGCUUUACACGAUGAACAAAUUGAAUUUAGGCUUUUAUUCACAUAUAAACAUUCAUCAACUCACACAUCAGUUGUGGUAAACAAGCUUACGCUUAUCAUAAAUGAUGUGUGUUGAUGAAUGUUUAAAAUGAAUGAAAGACUAAAUUAAAUCUGUUCAUGAUGUAAAGAGACCAAGUCUCUUAAGAAUAUUUUGGACUAAAACGCUUAAUUCAUAUGGAUUAGUUUUACGAUCUAUUUAUGAACAUCAAAGUGGUAAAUGUGUAGCUGUCAAGGGAGGGACAGAAAUCUCUCACAUUUC